AUGGCUACUGCGGAAGAUCAAGGCGAUCAACGCCCGUAUUCGAUCCAACAGAGCUGGACUAUUUUUUGUUCUACCCCGAUCGCCGGACAGCAGGAAAAGUACGGAAAUCUGACACAGAGCUACCGAUUUCUGGAUUACCACUACUGGGGAGCAAAAGAGAGCGGGAAGUAUCCGAAGUCGAUAGCUGCUGUUGCACCGGCAGCAUAG
Molecule: messenger RNA, 207 nt
Organism: Chaetomium globosum CBS 148.51
Lineage: Eukaryota; Fungi; Ascomycota; Sordariomycetes; Sordariales; Chaetomiaceae
Exons: 3
Coding region: 1-207 (68 amino acids)
Source: RefSeq, a predicted model, not a curated record